AUGGCACAUGUGGAGCAAAAACUCAGUGAGUUCACCAAGGCCCAUAACGAUAUAGCAGACCACGUUCAAGCACUUGAGCAUAAAAUAGAGCUCAUGGAGGUCCAUAUGGCAGACUCUGAAGACAGAUCAUGGAGAAACAACCUCCACCUACGAGGAAUACCAAAGGACGUUCUCCCUUGCGACCUACAAGCCUACGUCAGGCAUUUGCUCCUGAAAUACCGGUAG
Molecule: messenger RNA, 225 nt
Organism: Pelobates cultripes (western spadefoot toad)
Lineage: Eukaryota; Metazoa; Chordata; Amphibia; Anura; Pelobatidae
Source: the annotation of a GenBank genome assembly